Messenger RNA from Ixodes scapularis (black-legged tick), 1279 nucleotides. RefSeq names its product spermidine synthase (gene SpdS). The record is from RefSeq and is a predicted model, not a curated record. Gene Ontology annotation, molecular function: spermidine synthase activity. Bases 221 to 1087 code for a protein of 288 amino acids. NCBI's taxonomy places the organism in Eukaryota, Metazoa, Arthropoda, Arachnida, Ixodida, Ixodidae. Gene Ontology annotation, biological process: spermidine biosynthetic process. The transcript has 9 exons. Gene Ontology annotation, cellular component: cytosol.
CUCCGCUACCGCCUCCCUUGGCGCAGCGGUUCGUCUGAGCACGUGCGCUUCAGUUCCGCCAAUUCUGCUACUUCCGCUAGCAAAUUCGCCGGCUUCAAAAAGCACCUGUUCGACCAGCCGUCGUGCCGAAACUGCUGCGCAAACCCGGUGACUCGCUCGCAGCUCAGUUGAAACCAGUGAGAAGUGCCAACUCGAGAACCAGCAAGAAAAACAGGCCAGAAUGAAUGUGAUGAAGGAGGGCUGGUUUACGGAGAUCUGCAACAGCAGCGGUAAUCCAGUCCUCUCGGUGGAUGUCGAGGAGGUUUUGCACCAGGAGCGCUCCAACUUCCAGGAGAUCCUGGUCUUCAAGAGCAAGUCAUUUGGAAAGGUCUUGGUGCUGGACAAUGCAAUCCAGUGCACAGAGAGGGACGAGUUCUCCUACCAGGAGAUGAUCUCUUUCUUGCCCCUCAACUCCCACCCAGACCCCAAGGAUGUCCUAAUCAUCGGCGGUGGCGACGGCGGUGUCGCCAGGGAGGUGGUCAAGCAUCCCAGUGUGGUGUCCGUCACCCAGUGCGAGAUUGACGAGAAAGUGGUGGAGGUGUCCAAGAAGUACCUGCCCUUCAUGGCCGAGGGCUUCAACAGUCCAAAGCUGGAGCUCCACAUCGGGGAUGGCCUGCAGUUCAUCAAGGACACCCCACGCAAGUUUGACGUCGUCAUCACGGACUCCUCGGACCCCGUGGGUCCUGCAGUGGCCCUGUUCCAGAAGCAGUACUACGAGGGCCUGAAGCGGGUUUUGAAGCCGGGCGGCAUCCUCUGCUCGCAGGGAGAGUCUAUGUGGUUUGACCUGAAGCUAAUCCGGGAGAUGGUGGAGAUGUGCCGUGGCCUGUUUGCGGUGGUAGACUACGCCUCCAUCUACACCCCGACCUACCCAAGCGGCCAGAUCGGCUUCCUCCUGUGCUCCUCCUCACCCGACACAGACUUCCACCAGCCGAUCCACAAGUUCACGGAGCAGCAGCUCAAGGACAUGAAGGUUCGCUACUACAGCCCCGAGGUGCACCAGGCUGCCCUGGCACUGCCCAGGUUUGUCAAGCAGACACUUUACGAAUAGUAUGGAAACAACACCGGUGUGCAUUGUUGGGAUCUGCAAGUCAAGCUCUGGAGAAGCCCGUCUCAAAAUCAAAGUGCAUUUUUCUACUUGCUGACUUUUUAAACCGAGCAGCGAUUAAAGGCAACACCUUUUUUUCAUCUAGUGUUUGUCAGAAAUAAAGAGCUCUUUUGAGAUGAGUGCCUUCUCUCCAAA